UUUCAGAGUAAGCGCUGGCUAUCAGGGUAUUUAUUUUAUAUGAAUUAGAAGUUUCCCGCUUUUAUUGCACGUUGGUAAAAAGACGUUCUAAUUUACUUCUCCGUUUGGUCAGUUUUGAUUUUUAAAUUGACAGUUUGAUUGAUUUAUUGAAUAGUAGUUCAUUAAAACAGUCAUCGAAUUCUUAAUUUUAAAAAACAGGUGUCGCAGUGAACGGUUAAAAGUUUUGUUUUUUUUCUGACUAUUGUGUUCUGUUUAUUAGUCAUUCAUCCUCCAUUGUUAUAGUGACAUAAUCUAUUUAGAAUUGAUGGCUGAAGAAAAUAUUCGAGCAGUGAGACAGCAGGCGGCGGAGAGGUAUUAUGGUUUGGUGGGGCAAUUGAAUAAUCACCCCCAUCAACCAACUCUCCCGCCUGUUGUUCAAUCGCAGCAACCGCCGCAGCAACUGCAGCAUCAGCAACAGCAACCGCAGCAGCAUCAACAACAGCAGCAGCAACUGCAGCAUCAGCAACAGCAACCGCAGCAGCAUCAACAACAGCAGCAGCAUCAGCAACAGCAACAGCAGCAGCAACAGCAGCAGCAUCAGCAACAGCAUCAGCAACAGCAGCAGCAUCAGCAGCAGCAACAGCAACAGCAGCAUCAGCAGCAAAUGCAGCAGCAUCAGCAACCGCAGCAGCAAAUGCAGCAGCAAAUGCAACAGCAACAACUUCAGCAGCAGCAACAGCAACAGGAUCGGCAGUUGUGGGAGCUGCAACAAUUAUUGAUGCAACCGGUGCCACCGCCACCGCCACCACCAUUGGUAGCGAACCAGUUUCCGACUAUGUCGGCGUUCUCGACGUUGCCUUCCGGCAUAAAUGGCCCGUAUCCAGCACCACUAAGACAUUUUACAAAUCAACGCCAUUUUGCGGCAUCCAACAGGCCAUCGAGAGUUCGGAGGCAUGUCCGUUGGAGCCAGGAGCGUGGCCGAGGAGCCCGGGCCAGAGGAAACAGAGGCGGAGCUGGCAGAGGAGUGGGAAAGGGAAAGAUAUUAACAGUCUGCUGUGCGGCUGAUAAAACAAAAAUAACGGUCUGCUGUGCGGCUGAUAAAAUAAAAAUAACGGUCUGCUGUGCGGCUGAUAAAACAAAAAUAACGGUCUGCUGUGCGGCUGAUAAAAUAAAAAAAACGGUCUGCUGUGCGGCUGAUAAAACAAAAAUAACGGUCUGCUGUGCGGCUGAUAAAAUAAAAAUAACGGUCUGCUGUGCGGCUGAUAAAACAAAAAUAACAGUCUGCUGUGCGACUGAUAAAACAAAAAUAACAGUCUGCUGUGCGGCUGAUGAAGUAAAAAUAACGGUCUGCUGUGCGGCUGAUAAAACAAAAAUAACGGUCUGCUGUGCGGCUGAUAAAAUAAAAAUAACGGUCUGCUGUGCGGCUGAUAAAAUAAAAAUAACGGUCUGCUGUGCAAUUAAAUAG
Messenger RNA from Cotesia glomerata, 1444 nucleotides. RefSeq names its product hormone receptor 4-like. Lineage: Eukaryota; Metazoa; Arthropoda; Insecta; Hymenoptera; Braconidae. The transcript is spliced from 4 exons. Bases 305 to 1444 code for a protein of 379 amino acids. The record is from RefSeq and is a predicted model, not a curated record. Gene Ontology annotation, cellular component: cytoplasm. Gene Ontology annotation, biological process: innate immune response.